AUGCAUUUCCUUAAUUCUGCAGUCGUCCUGCUGGUUGUAGCACUAGGUUUACAUGUGGAAGCAGGCAGAUGUCCCAGAGUAUGCGGCUGUGAUGGCACCAAACUUGCAGUCACCUGUGUUGGGAAGAACUUAACCGAGGUUCCCCCAACUAUAGAUGAGAUUACAGUGAAACUGGACCUGAGGAAUAACAACCUGCAGGUGCUGCCCAGGGGUGCGUUUGUACUCACGCCCUACCUCACCCACCUCAACCUGCAGCGCUGCAACAUCAUCAAGGUGCUGGAGGGUGCGUUCCAGACCCUGGGCCGUGUGGUCUCCCUAAACUUGGCCUAUAACAAAAUUGACAUCCUUUACCAGGAGGCCUUUGACGGCCUCUCCUCCCUGAAGGAGCUGCAUCUGGACCAUAACCGUGUGGAGGAGAUUCAACCUGGAGCCUUCUCACAGCUCGGCUUCCUCAACAUGCUGGCUCUCAACCACAACCAGCUGGUUUACCUCCCCAACAUGGCCUUCCAGGGCCUGACUAACAUCAAGUGGCUUCGCCUUAGCCAUAACUCUCUGAACAACUUGGCCCCUGAGUCGUUUGCUGGACUGUUCACGCUGCGCCGCCUCAGCCUGGACCACAAUGAGCUGCAGUCCUUCCCCACUCAGACCAUGACCAGACUCCCAGAGGUCACACGCCUGGACAUGGGCCACAACUCGAUGACCUACCUCGGGGAAGAAUCCGUCUCUAUGGCGAAGCUUACACACCUCUACCUGGACCACAUGUCUCUUCAGGACCUGUCAGACAACGCUUUGUCCCAAGCCCCUCUCCUCUCCCACCUAGACCUCAGCCACAAUCAGCUUCAUUACCUAGAGCCCCUCUCAGGCCCCAAGGGGCUGGCCGCCCUCAACCUGACUGGCAACCCGAUCUACUGUAACUGCUACAUGCGGCCCCUGAGGACGUGGGCGAAGCUGGGCGGUGUGAAGCUGCUGGGAGCCUGUGCUAUGCCUCCCCACCUCUCAGAGGAGCCGCUGCAGGCGGGCGCCCCGUGCCUCUGCCGCAGCAGGGGGGAGCCGCUGAAGGAUGAGUUUGAGGAGGACAUUGCGAGCACAGGAAGCUUGCCGCCCACAGCCAAGCCCAAGCCAAAAAUCAAGUGUCCGGUGAAUUGCGACUGUGAUGCUGAAACCCACCAUGCCACAUGUGAGGGUCGGGGCCACACCAAAGUCCCGCGAGGCUUCCCCACCAAGACGCAGCUGCUUGACCUCCGGAGCAACCACUUCCACUACCUUCCUGCCAGCAGCUUCCCAGGCACCAGCCGAGUUGUAUCUCUUCACCUGGAGUUCUGCAAAAUCCGUGAAAUUGAAGGCGAUGCCUUUCGGGGGAUGAAAAACCUGUUUUAUUUGUACCUUUCCAACAAUGACCUCACAUCCUUGGAUCCUGGAGCCUUUGCUGGAGCCUCUGAACUCACCUACCUUCACCUGGAGGGGAACCGACUGGGACUGUUCCCUGUAUCAGCACUGGCAACCUUACCAAGUCUGUUUGUGUUACACCUGGAGCGAAAUGCCAUCUCCAAGCUGGAGCCCGUUGGUUUGCUGUCCUCAGGAGCCCCUAAACUUAGGGAACUUUACUUGACUAAUAACACCAUAAAUAGUAUUGCAAAGGGUGCUCUGGACUCUGCUUACAUAGGUAUACUUCACCUGGAUUCAAAUCAGCUGACAGAGGUACCCACCCACGCUCUGUCACAAGCUCCUAAUCUGGAGGAGCUUAACCUGUCUCACAACUCAGUUCGCUGGGUGGGACCAAACGCAUUCCAGCCGGUAUCCCACAGUUUGAAGAGGCUUUAUCUGGAUCAAAUGGGCAUGGAGAAGAUGUCCAGGGAUGCUCUGGGGGGGCUGGGUCCUGGGCUGAGGGCUCUGACUGUGAGAGGAAACCAGCUGGAGGAGCUUCCUGACCUGACGCCUCUCACUGGCCUAGAGGUGGUCGACCUGCAGGAGAACCCCCUGCUGUGUGGCUGUUCUCUGCUGCCCCUUUACAAGUGGAUGGAGAAUGUGAGCUUGGAGGUGAUUGCUACCUGUGGUCACCCUCCUGAGCUCCGAGGUCACAAGGUCAGGGACAUCCAGGUCUUCACCUCCUGUCCAGAAAGCAGCUCUCCUCCAGCUGAGGAGGUCGUUGUGGACACCAGAGCUCAAAAAGUGAGGAGACCCAAACCCAGGCUCUUGAAGGAUAUAAGAACAAACAGCUACAACCCGUGA
Molecule: messenger RNA, 2229 nt
Organism: Monopterus albus (swamp eel)
Lineage: Eukaryota; Metazoa; Chordata; Actinopteri; Synbranchiformes; Synbranchidae
Gene: chadla
Product: chondroadherin-like a
Biological process (GO): immune response; toll-like receptor signaling pathway
Cellular component (GO): plasma membrane
Molecular function (GO): transmembrane signaling receptor activity; protein binding
Source: RefSeq, a predicted model, not a curated record